This is a messenger RNA of Theobroma umbraticum, 1773 nucleotides long. RefSeq names its product Eukaryotic aspartyl protease family protein. Lineage: Eukaryota; Viridiplantae; Streptophyta; Magnoliopsida; Malvales; Malvaceae. Gene Ontology annotation, molecular function: aspartic-type endopeptidase activity. Gene Ontology annotation, cellular component: extracellular region. The record is from RefSeq and is a predicted model, not a curated record. Gene Ontology annotation, biological process: proteolysis.
AACCACCACGAAAAGUCUUUGGCCUGUUGUUUCGCAGCUGCGGUGAUAUCUCAACCUCCAUGUACAAGUUGGCAUGUCUCACUUUCCCACUUUAGCCUACAUCUUCUCCUCUAAGCUCCAUUCGACAGUCGUUAUCUGUUUUCCCCUACAUCUACUCCUCCAUUUUUGUUUAUCAAGUUACAUGCCUUUACUGUGUGUUAUUGUUAUGUAAAGACCAUUUCCACUCUAGAAUCCUAUAUAAGCUUCAUCUCACCAACCGCCUUCGAUUCACAUCUGAUCUCCCAAUUCGAUUCUUUCCAAUUAGAUUUACAUAUGGCUUCACUAUAUUCUUUGCUAUGCGUGGCGUUUCUAACAGUAGUAAUAGUUGCGUUGUAUGUUUCGCCAGCAGUUUCCACGUCGAGGCGAGCAUUAGAGCACCCGAGGCUCCAAAACGGGUUCAGGGUAACGCUCAGGCAUGUUGAUUCAGGCAAGAACUUAACCAAAUGGGAGCGAAUCCAGCGCGGGUUAAAGCGAGGGAAUCACAGGCUGCAGAGGUUGAAUGGUAUGGUUUUGGCAGCAACUGAUGCAUCUGAACUUCAAGCGCCUAUUACUGCAGGGAAUGGCGAGUUCCUAAUGGACUUAUCGAUUGGGACUCCACCGGAGAGUUACUCUGCAAUCCUGGACACGGGGAGUGAUUUAAUAUGGACUCAGUGCAAGCCUUGCUCUCAAUGCUUUGAUCAACCUACCCCGAUCUUCGACCCCAAAAAGUCUUCUAGUUUCUCCAAGUUAUCAUGCUCCAGCGACCUAUGCUCAGCACUUCCCCAAUCAGCUUGCAGUGAUGGAUGUGAGUAUCUCUAUUCGUAUGGCGACUAUUCCUCCACGCAAGGGGUCAUGGCAGUCGAAACAUUCACAUUCGGCAAGGUUUCUGUUCCAAAAAUUGGAUUCGGGUGCGGAGGAGAUAACCAGGGAGAUGGAUUUACACAAGGUGCGGGCCUGGUGGGGCUUGGUCGUGGACCCGUGUCGCUAGUCUCGCAGCUAAAACAAGGCAAGUUCUCUUAUUGCCUAACGUCCAUUGAUGACACCAAAAAAAGCACACUCUUGAUGGGGUCUCUGGCAAGUGUGAAUAGCACAUUAGGAGCAAUCAAGACCACCCCAUUGAUACAUAACCCAACACAGCCAUCUUUUUACUAUCUUUCACUCCAAGGGAUUACCGUGGGAGACACUCGCUUGCCUAUCAAGAAAUCCACUUUCGCACUCGAAGAUGAUGGCACUGGCGGCUUAAUCAUAGACUCUGGCACAACCAUUACGUAUCUAGAAGAAAGUGCUUUCGACGUGGUCAAAAAAGAAUUCAUCUCUCAUAUGAAGCUUUCCGAGGACACUUCGGGUUCAACCGGGCUCGAGCUUUGCUUCACCUUGCCAUCAGGUUCGACGGAUGUAGACGUACCCAGGUUGAUAUUCCAUUUCGAGGGAGCAGAUUUAGACUUACCAGGGGAGAAUUAUAUGAUUGCUGACUCCAGCUCCGGAUUGCUUUGCUUGGCAAUGGGAAGUUCUAGUGGCAUGUCCAUCUUUGGCAACGUUCAACAGCAAAACAUUUUGGUGCUUCAUGAUCUUGAGAAGGAAACGUUGUCGUUCCAACAUACACAAUGCGACAAGUUAUGAAUUUAAUUAUUUCGUGGCCUUCAUUUUCGUUUGUGUGUUAACUAAUUUGUCAUUUUUUUUUGAAUUUAAUUGUUACAAUUUCAUACAUGGUAGAUCUAUGUUUUAAAUACAAAAUCAAUAAUGUUUCUCUUGACA